UCCUGCUGACGAAACUCGAAAACUCGAAAGACAAUGGCGGCCGUUGAAGCAGUUGCAGCACUCUCCUUCUCACGUUACCCUUCAUCUUCCUCCAAAUUCCUCUUGUGUCCCAAACCCACAGGACUCUCUUGCUUAACUUACGGCAUUUCCAAGUCUGCCCCUAUCCUUUCCCACAGUUGCACCAUCUCUUCUUUGACCAAUUCCAGAAAGAAGCCGGACGUUCUACUCUGCUCUACAGUUCAGGAAGUAAAUGUAGAGGCUGAAACAGAGAAAACCCAGAAAUCAAAUGUGAAAAAAAAGCUUUUUGUGUUGAAUUUUCCAUGGUCUUAUACGGUUGCUGAUAUCAAAGAUCUCUUUGGCCAAUGUGGAAACGUAACAGAUGUUGAGAUUAUAAAGCAUAAAGAUGGAAGAAGUAGGAACUUUGCAUUUGUGACAAUGGCUUCUGGAGAAGAAGCUCAGGCUGCUGUCGAUAAACUCGAUUCUCAUGAAGUGUCGGGGAGAAUUAUUAGGGUAGAGUUUGCAAGGAGAUUCAAGAAACCAUCGCCUUCUCCACUGCCAAUUGUUCCUCCUCGUGAGACGUGCCAUAAGCUUUAUGUGUCCAAUCUUGCUUGGAAAGUUAGGUCGAGUCAUCUCAGAGAAUUUUUCUCCGCCUUUAACCCAGUUGCAGCUAGGGUUAUUUUUGGUACCCCUUCAGGACAGUCUGCCGGGUAUGGCUUUGUUUCAUUUGCCACAAAGGAGGAAGCUGAUGCUGCAAUUUCUACUCUAAAUGGGAAGGAAUUGAUGGCUCGGCCACUACGUUUAAAAUUCAGUGAAAGGAAUGGUGAUGAAUCUGGAGGUGAAAAGAAAGAGGAAAAAGAGCGUGAGGGUCAAACUGAAGAGUCUUAGAUCUUUGCUUGGACCUCAUCUUUCUCCAUCUUUUGCAAAUUAGUGUACAAAUGAGACUCAAGUCGAAAGUUUUGUCACCUGCCUAUAGAAGUGGUCUGUAAAUGUUUACAUUCUCUCUAAUUUUCCUUUUAUUUGUAUCUUUAUAAAGUUCCAUAUUAUUUAUUAUGCAUAUCACAUGUAUUCAAUUGGUAAGAUGGGAAUUGUUUUGUCUUGAAUGAUUAUUUAGAGAGAUGUCUAUUCCAGCUUUCCAUUUUAACA
Messenger RNA from Theobroma umbraticum, 1143 nucleotides. RefSeq names its product RNA-binding (RRM/RBD/RNP motifs) family protein. Gene Ontology annotation, biological process: chloroplast rRNA processing. Gene Ontology annotation, molecular function: mRNA binding. Gene Ontology annotation, cellular component: chloroplast thylakoid membrane. Lineage: Eukaryota; Viridiplantae; Streptophyta; Magnoliopsida; Malvales; Malvaceae. The record is from RefSeq and is a predicted model, not a curated record.